This is a messenger RNA of Aspergillus heteromorphus CBS 117.55, 285 nucleotides long. RefSeq lists its product as uncharacterized. The record is from RefSeq and is a predicted model, not a curated record. The transcript is spliced from 3 exons. The coding region runs from base 1 to 201 and encodes 66 amino acids. NCBI's taxonomy places the organism in Eukaryota, Fungi, Ascomycota, Eurotiomycetes, Eurotiales, Aspergillaceae.
AUGUUAGACGGGGUGGAUUUCGCGGUCGAUUUUACGGGGAAUGUUGCCGCCUCUAUUGCGUUCCUCGUGGAGGAGUUCCGACGGGGUAGAUUCCCCAUCGAUAAGUUGGAGAGAUGGUAUAAGGUCAAGGACUUUGAGAAGGCGUUUGAGGAUGUUCACGCGGGGAGGGUGGUCAAGGCUGUGCUGGACUGGACGGAUUAGGGCUGAGUGGCACAACGUGACAGCAAUGGACUGAGAUAGGACAGUCUCCGUCUGAUGUGUAGUAUCCACCAGUCUGCCCUAACG